Cladophialophora immunda is the source of this 1065-nucleotide messenger RNA. RefSeq lists its product as uncharacterized. The record is from RefSeq and is a predicted model, not a curated record. Lineage: Eukaryota; Fungi; Ascomycota; Eurotiomycetes; Chaetothyriales; Herpotrichiellaceae. Bases 56 to 919 code for a protein of 287 amino acids. The transcript has a single exon.
GUCAGGUUGAACCCAAUCGCCAAUUCAAUCCUCUUUACACCUGAUCUCUGCAACAAUGGCGCUGCCGAUGCCUGAGCCCACCAUUCCUCCAUUGCCGUUACCACACUACAAGGUCAUAUCUUUCGACAUCUACGGCAGCUUGAUUGAAUACAAGGCUCACAUCGUCCGGGCAUUCCAGCCUCUGCUCUCUCGUCUUCCGCCUUCGUCCCCGUAUCUGGACCCAACGCCUUUGUCGAGCGAGGUGCCAAACAGCAAUACUAUCGGCUCGAUCCAGUUUCUCAAGCUAUUCCAGCAGCAAGAGGACCUGAUCAAACUAGAGAAGCCCGUACGACGAUUUGAUAAGAUUCUGUCCGAGAUCUGGCGACGGAUAGCACGCGAACUGCAAGUCGAGAGCAGCGAAGAUGAAGCCCUUAACUUUGGGAGUGAGGCGGUGAUUUCGUCGUGGCCUUGUUUUCCAGGCACCAUCAGAGCCUUGAGGCAGCUCCAGAGGAACUACCGCCUCGUAGCGUUGUCCAAUAUUGACCGCUUCGCCUGGUAUAUCACGUCAUCUUCACCAACGAGCGGACUUGGCGACGUGAGCUGGUGGAAGGUGUUUACGUCUGAGGAUUUUGGAGGCGACGCGGCACGACUGGACGAGACGAGGCUGGAGACUUUAGUCAACUACUGCGCCAAGUACGGCGUGCAGAAGAACGAGAUCCUUCACGUUGCUCAGAGCCUUGGUCACGACCACGCGCCCGCGAAACGGCUGGGUCUGAGUAGUGUCUUCCUGAUCGGCGAUGGACCCCGAUGGGGCAAGGAAGCGGAAAGCAAGAUGGUCCUGGAGAAGGAACUGGUCGGGUAUGCGUGGAGAUGUCAGAACCUUCAGGAAUUCGCCGAGCUCGUCGAACGGGCGUGGGACAACGUGACUCCGAUUGAAUGAUUUCAACACGGCCGGAGCGCCCCAAGAGGAGCCACCGCUGAUGUUUCGCGAUGCUUGGGUUUUUGCCAGGGAUGAACGGUCUGGACAUUGUAGCACAGGGUAAUUGCGCCGUGUACCGAAUGAAGAAUUCUCAUUCAACCAACCAA